UUUUCGAUGACUGAUAGCAUAACAAUAUCUCCUCCGACGUACCACUUAAGACGAUGGGGCCCUUGACAGACCAAAACACGGCUGGGACGGACGAGCUUCUGCGGCAACUCAAAAUCAAAGUGGGAGUGGCAAGAAGGCUUAUCAAAGAAGCUGCCUCAUACGAGAAGGAAGCAGCCGCUCAGGAACAGAAAAUAGCGGGCAUGCGGACCGAAGGCCGGGACACCUAUGACAUCAAAAAGCAAGAAGAGGUACUCCAAGAGUCUUAUAUGAUGAUCCCCGACAGCAAAUCCCGCCUGCAAGCAGCCUUGGAACAUUUGGCGGCAUUCCUGACACAGAGCCGAGAUGUCAAGGAGGUGCAGGAAUCCGAUGUCUAUGCCGAGGCCAAUGAGCUAGCCACCCAACUCGUUACCGCUGACAGUUCAGGGUGAUGAAAGAAAGGUGUAUGAAGGGAGACUGUAAGAAAUUAACACAAAGGAAGGGAGGGAGGAUUGAAGAAGCAUGAAUAAGGAUAAUCUAGUGAGGACGGGGGAGAUGAAGGGCUCAAUUGGUCAACGACAUAAAAGAAAACGUGCUGACAUCCUCUGUAGAGAAAGACAAAGUGGAAGGGAAGUAUGGAGUGCUGCCAGCAGGAACCAGACGGGCGAUUCAAAAUGAAAACAAAUCACACCUAGACGCCGCGCA
Nannochloropsis gaditana CCMP526 is the source of this 681-nucleotide messenger RNA. RefSeq names its product tubulin-specific chaperone a. Gene Ontology annotation, molecular function: beta-tubulin binding. Gene Ontology annotation, cellular component: microtubule cytoskeleton; cytosol. The record is from RefSeq and is a predicted model, not a curated record. The transcript is spliced from 3 exons. Gene Ontology annotation, biological process: tubulin complex assembly; post-chaperonin tubulin folding pathway. Bases 54 to 428 code for a protein of 124 amino acids.